Messenger RNA from Staurois parvus, 339 nucleotides. The record is from the annotation of a GenBank genome assembly. Lineage: Eukaryota; Metazoa; Chordata; Amphibia; Anura; Ranidae.
GGGCACAGGUGGGUGGCACUGGUGGGCACAGGUGGGUGGCACUGGUGGGCACUGGUGGGUGGCACUUCUGGGCACAGGUGGGUGCACUGCUGGGCACAGGUGGGGGCACUGCUGGGCACAGGUGGGUGCACUGCUGGGCACGGGUGGGCGGAGCUAGUGGGCGCACUGCUGGGCGGAACUUGCGGGUGUCACUGCUGGGCACCGAUCAUCAGGGCACUGAUCAUCAGUGCCCUGAUGAUCGGUGCCGAUCCCCGCUCUGACAACUGCCGGUUCUCGGGCAGUACUUUCCUCACGAUCUGACAGCGUGAGGAAAAAGCAGCCGAGAACCGGCACUUGCAU